CUCCCCUUUGCACUGAGACUGGACACAAGUUGACCUGCGAGCCUUACAAAACCCUCAAGAAAACACUGAGAGAUAACUCCAGCUGUACCUACCUGCUGAAAGAUGGCGUCCGGACCCCCCGCGAUGGAGCACCUGCUGGCCCGAGUCAGGCGGUGGAUCACUUCCUUUGCCGUUGGCUCCCUGUGGCCUCUGAGCACUGUGCGCCCUGUUGCUGAGAGCCCCCCCGAUGACCCAGUCCCUGUCGGGGUGGAUGUAGUGGACAGACUUCAGGAGGCUGAGCCUCAGGGUGGUAAUGUAGAGGGUGAGCAGCACCUCCCACCUUUCCCUGCAUACUACCCUGCUCCCUAUCCUGUUCCCUACCCUGUUCCCUAUCCUGUUUAUUACGCUUAUCCCUACGCUCCUUACCCCUACCUCUAUGCUCCUCCUGCUUUCCCUGGUGCUGCUCCCCAUCCUUUUGCUGCUCCCUAUGCUUUUCCUCCUGCUUUCCCUCAUGCUGACCCUCCUGCUGCUCCUCAUCCUUCGGCUGCUUCUGCUGAUGCUGCUCCUGCUGUCCCUCCUGCUGAGCCUCAUCUUAAUCGCUAUGGUGAAUCCAUUGAUGACGCUGUUGAGGCUAUUCUUGCUAGGAACAGGUACGUGGAACCUGAAGAGGACGGGGAGUCUGACAUCGACGUUGUUGGACUCGAGGACGAGGUCGAGGUUCCUGGCAUCAGCUCCUCCAGGAAGAGGACCAGAGACGACCACGACGGGGAGGAGUGUGAUGCGAAGAGGCAGCGGUGAGCUGAAGAGAGCGACUCAGAUUGACUCCACAAUGAAUGAGCUGAAUAUCAUUCUUGAAACAUCGGAGCAAUCACACAUCUGCCCCUCAUAUC
Molecule: messenger RNA, 869 nt
Organism: Epinephelus fuscoguttatus (brown-marbled grouper)
Lineage: Eukaryota; Metazoa; Chordata; Actinopteri; Perciformes; Serranidae
Product: wiskott-Aldrich syndrome protein family member 2-like
Exons: 2
Coding region: 103-777 (224 amino acids)
Source: RefSeq, a predicted model, not a curated record